AUGAACUAUAUUAAGAAUGCGAUAUAUGGGCCGGAUCCUGCUGCACAGAAGCGGGAGUGUCAGUCGCUCAUUCGAAAGAAUCAGCGAGAGCUGGACAAACAGAUCAGUCAGUUGUCACAAUCAGAAAACAAAACUAAAAUUAUGGUAAAGCAAGUUGUGAAGCGGAACGAUCUUAAAUCUGCACGGUUACUUGCGAAGGAGUUAUAUAAGUCUAAGAAACAAAAACAGAGGUUGUUUAAGUCAAAGGCUCAGUUGAACUCAGUUAGUUUACAAGUGAAUGAGGCAUUUGCUAUGCGUAAGAUUGAAGGCACUAUGAAGGUAUCGACAGGAGUAAUGAAGGAUAUGAAUUCGCUGAUACGACUACCUGAGCUUACUGCGACUAUGAAUUCUCUUGGUAAAGAGCUUGUUAAGGCUGGAAUCAUUGAAGAUAUGGUUGGUGAUACUAUGGACCUUCUUGAUGAGAAUGAAAUGUUUGAAGACUCUGAAGCUGAGGAUGAAGUGAAUGCCAUUUUAUCUGAAAUUACUGGCACACCCAAGUUGGCCGAGGCAGGCCAUGUACCAGAGGGCUUUGUUGACGAAAAGACAUCUGCAAAGAAGCAGACGGUUGGUGCAAGUCCGUCUGCACCUACUGCUGUUGGAGUGGAAGAUGAUUCUGAUGGUGAUGAAGAGAUGUUAAACUCUAUGCGUGAGCGGUUGAAGGCUCUUCAGAGUUGA
Magnusiomyces paraingens is the source of this 714-nucleotide messenger RNA. RefSeq lists its product as uncharacterized. NCBI's taxonomy places the organism in Eukaryota, Fungi, Ascomycota, Dipodascomycetes, Dipodascales, Dipodascaceae. The record is from RefSeq and is a predicted model, not a curated record. Gene Ontology annotation, biological process: endosome transport via multivesicular body sorting pathway; late endosome to vacuole transport; protein transport. Gene Ontology annotation, cellular component: ESCRT III complex; multivesicular body. The transcript is spliced from 2 exons. The coding region runs from base 1 to 714 and encodes 237 amino acids.